AUGAAGGAAACAUCCAGCAAUGGCAAGACGGGCGACAUUGAAGCUGGGCCCCAGAUCCUCUACCCUGACAUGAAAGAGAACUGCCAGUUGAGAUGGGCCUUCAUCCGUAAGGUUUACGCCAUCCUCACCGUCCAAGUUCUGAUUACCCUUGGCGUGGCCUAUACUGUCAUCUCCGUCCAUCACAUCUCCAACUUCUUCGCCCAUUCCAAAGCCAGUAUCUGGGUCUUCUUUGCCAUAUUUUUCUUCUCAUUAAUUGUUUUGUUUCCUUUGCGUGCCUACCAUCAGAAGCAUCCCUGGAAUUUUCUUCUCCUUGCUCUGUUCACCGUCUCUAUCAGCUUUCUAGUUGGAGUGGCCUGUAGCUUCUCCGGCGGAAAGGCUAUUCUCGAAGCUGUCAUUCUAACAACGGUGAUCGUCGUAAGCCUUACCCUCUACACGUUCUGGGCAGCUAGAAGAGGGCAUGAUUUCGGGUUCCUUGGGCCAUUCUUGUUUGCCGGCCUCAUGAUGCUCAUUGUUUUCUCUCUCAUCCAAGUCUUUGUACCAUUAGGUAAGAUAUCAACAAUGAUCUUUGGCGCAUUGGCAGCUCUCUUAUUUUGCGGCUACAUUGUCUAUGAUACCGAUAACUUGAUCAAGCGCUACUCGUAUGAUGAGCACAUCGUUGCGGCUAUCUCUUUGUAUCUUGACAUUCUCAAUCUCUUCAUGGCGCUGCUUCAAAUCUUAAAUGCAGAUUAA
Magnolia sinica is the source of this 729-nucleotide messenger RNA. RefSeq names its product protein LIFEGUARD 2-like. The transcript has 4 exons. The coding region runs from base 1 to 729 and encodes 242 amino acids. The record is from RefSeq and is a predicted model, not a curated record. NCBI's taxonomy places the organism in Eukaryota, Viridiplantae, Streptophyta, Magnoliopsida, Magnoliales, Magnoliaceae. Gene Ontology annotation, cellular component: membrane.